GCGCUUCAUGAACGCAAAGGUUCUUAGCUAGCCACGCCGCCAGGCAGCUCAGUCUAAACCGGGACGCCUUACAAGAUAGUCAACAACGCGCGCAAACUGCUGCUUAGUGGCAAAGUAAGUAAGCAGGUAUUCGAUUGAAGCGUCAUCAUUGCCCGAAUCAUUGACCCGCGCGUGCCUUUGGACCGGAGCUCGAGGCCUAUUCUAGACAAACCAAACCCGAUUCAAAGUUCUUGCGCUCCUAGGCUUCUAGGCGUAGAGACGAGUGUGUUAUGCGCAAGUGCAAGGUAAUAAAUUAUAAGCAAACCGACAACCGAUGUCAUGUUGCAGAAGUUGGCCAAGCAAUGGUUCAGGCUAACUUCAGCGAGGUGAUCGUACCGCUUAAGAGCAUAAUCGAAUCGAACGGAACAACGGGUGGUGGAACGAGUACUUGCCUACGAUUCGAGAAUCUCAAUUACACCGUCCGGCAUAAUACGGUUUCGAAAUGUCUACUGCACAAUGUGUCCGGAACGUUCCGAUCGGGGCGACUGGCAGCCAUCGUUGGGCCUUCGGGUGCAGGAAAAUCCUCGCUCAUGAAUGUUCUUAGUGGAUUUCGGAUAAGUGGCGUAACGGGAAAAAUUUUAAUCAACGAAGAACAGGUCGACAGGAGACGAUACCGACGACUUGUAGCCUACAACGAACAGGAUGCAGAUCUGCUACCGAAUAUCACAGUCCGAGAGACUCUAGUCUACACCGCAGAUCUAAAGAUGCCCUCCAGGGUCCCUCGAAUAAAGAAGAUUCAAAUGGUGAACGAGAUCAUAGCGUUGCUGGGGCUUCAAAACUGUUCCGAGAAUCAAACUCGUGUCCUAUCUGGAGGGGAAAGGAAGCGCCUUUCGAUUGGCCAAGAGCUGGUUUCGAAUCCUAAGAUUAUGUUUUUCGAUGAACCAACCAGCGGAUUGGAUAGCGAGUCGUCCUAUCAAGUCAUUUCUUUUUUGAGACAGCUAUCGAGACAGGAUCGAUGCGUUAUCAGUGUCAUACAUCAGCCUAGCUCUGAUUUGUUGGAGCUUUUUGACGAUAUUUACGUUGUAACCGGGGGUCGAUGUUUGUACCAAGGAUCGUUGGCCGACAUGAUACCAACUUUUGCCGACGAGGGAUUGAUCUGCCCUCAGUAUUACAAUCGAGCUGAUUUUGCGAUCAAGAUGGCAUCCAAAACAAACCCGGAGAAGGAAAAAAUUCAAAAACUUAUGAAACGGAUGGAAACAGCAUCACUCACCCACGAUUCAAACACACUCCAAAGUGGACACACCAUGGUUGUGGAGCAGAAAAAUGUUUCACAGUACGCCAUAUCGCAGUGGAAGCAGUUUAGCAUCUUAACGCAUCGAACCCUGCUGGGAACACUGCGUAACUUUACGCUUAUGGUAUUACGCUUUAUCGGUCACAUCAUGGUUGGACUAAUCUUCGGCCUAGUGUACUUUAACGUGGGCAACGAUGGAGCCAAAGUUAUCACGAACAUUGCUUACUUCAUGGCAUCACUGUUGUUUUCCGUUUUCGCCAACUCCAUGACCGUUGUACUUACUUUUCCCAUGGAGAUGGCGGUUUUCAUUCGGGAAUACAAGGGAAACAGCUACUCGACGACGGCCUACUUUUUCUCGAAAAUUGUUGCCGAUUUUCCAUCGAUGCUUGGUGGAAUAACGUUGUUUCAACUCAUCGCCUACUUUAUGUCGGAUCAGCCGGAUGAUUUCAUGAGAAUUCUAAUGUUUUGGUUUAUGAGCUUCACGAUGGCCUGGUUUGCCCAGGUUUACGGAAUGCUUUGUGGAAGUAUCUUCCCAAUCGAAGUGAGUCCGUUCCUGGUGAUUGUGACGCUCAUUCCGUGCAUCCUGUUCAGUGGAUUCUUCAUCCGAUACGAUGAGUUGUCGGUUCUGUUUCAACCGCUCACCUAUUUGUCUCCGUUCCGAUACACGUUCGAGGGUAUGUCCCUGGCAAUUUAUGGAAACAACAGAACAGAUUUGGCCUGUGAUGAAAUGUUCUGUUACUACCGGAAAUCAAAGCGAGUUCUGGAAAUGUUGGACAUGGAAAAAAGCGAAUUUUGGACGGAUGUUCUGGGAAUGCUGAUUAUUAUCGUAACGCUGCAUGUGGCACUUUAUGUUAGUUUGAGGUGUAAGGUCCGGCGAUAGGUUAAAUUUGAUCUGAUAUGAUGCGAGAAGUGACAGUGCAUUUAUAUGAAAUGCAAACUAAUUGUGAUACUACUGUGGUUCAGAGCCACACUACUAACUAUGUAAAGAUGAAUGUGAAAUCGCUUUGAAAUAUAAUGAU
Molecule: messenger RNA, 2289 nt
Organism: Uranotaenia lowii
Lineage: Eukaryota; Metazoa; Arthropoda; Insecta; Diptera; Culicidae
Product: ATP-binding cassette sub-family G member 1-like
Exons: 6
Coding region: 270-2150 (626 amino acids)
Cellular component (GO): plasma membrane
Molecular function (GO): ATP hydrolysis activity; ABC-type transporter activity; ATP binding
Source: RefSeq, a predicted model, not a curated record